UUACGCGACUCGGGCGGGCAAUUCGAGAUUUGAGCGGACUGCUGUCGUUUACGUGACCCGUGUUGUGAUACUACUUUUAUUCUCGGGGAAUCGCCAGGAUACUGUAUUUCACCGCAAAAGGGGCCGGCAUGAACGAAGGGACGCUCCGAAACAUAAUGGCGGAAUCUAAAAACCUCAACGGCUCGCAGAGAAGACGGUCGCCGCGGUUGAGUUCUCCUCCUCCGGCUAACGUGAAAGGUGACAACAAAAUGGCGCAGCCCCUGGUUGGUGUCAAACGCUCCAUAACCGUGAGGAAAAUAGCGUCCAGGAAAACAGUCGUACCGUCGGAGCACAACAAGGAAAACACGCCGAGCCGGCCAGUGUCGGAUAGCAGCCAGAAGAAGAGACAGCAGAUCUCCACCCCGGCUCCUGCUCCAAGCUGCGGGCGCUCCUCCUCGGCCAGGCGGAAGAAGAAGGCCGCUGUCCUGUCACCCAUCCUCCCCUCCUCACCGCCGGCCCAGUCUCACGCGCAACAGCCGGCUGCGGAUCCAGAGGACACGGUGUGGUCUCAGAAAGUGCGGCGCUCCUACAGCAGACUCAGCGACCAGUCCGUGGUCAGCAGCCCCGACUCCCGGGAGAACCUGUUCGGCUUCGGGAAGCUGAAAACACCCCAGGUGGGCCCGAGAGCCCCGCGGCCCAAGACGGGUCUGGAUGUUUCCUGCGGGUCCCUGUCUGGCCUGAACUCGUUCACGUCGCUGCUUGAGGCGGACGACCGCGGCUCCGCUUCGGCCGAGAACGAUCCACACAUCCCCGGGGUGCUUCUGGUGAAGGAGAAGAGAAGUAGGAGGAAGAAGGUUCAGCAGAUCGGCACCACGGAGCUGGACGCACUGGCUGCGGAGAUGAACGCAGAGUUUGAAGAGGCGGAGGAGUUUGAGUUGCUGGUGGAGUAAAUGGUGGAUGUUCUUUGUGUCUGUGACACGCUGACAAGCACUGACUCUGGAAGGACUGCACCCUUCUCUCUGUGGGCCUCACACACCAAUCACUCACCUUUCUGUAUUUUCCCUCUUCUGAUGUACAUUUUAAUGCUUUGGUGUGGCGUAUGUUUCCUUUUUCAUUUAAAUGUUCCUAAUCUGCAUUAUGUGGUCAAGUAAAACCCUAAAGCAUGUUCUUAGAUUGGGGGUUAUUAUUGGCAUAUUAAACAGAUUUUGUUUACUGUGAACAAAUAUUUUAUAUUUUUCACUAGUCUAGUUUUCAAGAGUGUUUUGACUAAUUGUAAUUGUUCAGUCUGUAGACACAUGGACCUGGUUUCACAGUGUAAUCGCACGUGGAAGUUGUAGUUUGCAAACCUUCAAACACCCUUUGCAGGAUCGGGGGACAGAUUGAUCAUCUCUGACGUGUAUUGCUUCAUAAUAUUUAUAUCAGUGGACAACAACAGAACGUAAUCUGUAGUUUAGAUACCACUUGUGUUUCAGAAUGGAGGAAUGCUGCUGAUCAAUGUGGUUCUCACGUCUUGGUAUGCUUCAUCUUUCCAUCAUUAAAGACAACAUUUUUUUCA
Gasterosteus aculeatus aculeatus (three-spined stickleback) is the source of this 1534-nucleotide messenger RNA. It is a transcript of the gene cdca5, whose product is annotated as cell division cycle associated 5. Gene Ontology annotation, biological process: double-strand break repair; mitotic sister chromatid cohesion; positive regulation of exit from mitosis. The record is from RefSeq and is a predicted model, not a curated record. Gene Ontology annotation, cellular component: nucleus. Lineage: Eukaryota; Metazoa; Chordata; Actinopteri; Perciformes; Gasterosteidae.